CACGGAUGCUCUUUCCGCCAGCGCCACCAAGCAAUGUCAAGCUAUGAGGCCAACUCAAUCUUGCGUACCUCUCGCGCGAGCUCCAUUCAGCUUGACGAGCGACAUGUCCGUGGUCAGGAUCAUACACGGUUAAGUCCAGAAGAUGCAGUCUACGGCUCGUUACCGCGCCGGCCGCACCACCGCGAAAGCAGUCCCUUAGGCAGAAGUGAUACCGUGACAUUAGGAAAUGCAUCUCACCCAGCACCCGCCUACUCUCGCAAGCGUCACGAGAAGCGUAGAGGCCGCAGUGGAAGCCGAAGACCGAAAGCAGUAUGGAAGAAGCUGCUUUGGGUGAAGCAGAGCUACCCUGACAAUUACACCGACGAGGAGACUUUCCUCGACCACUUACAGCGGAAUCCAAGGUUGAGACCCUAUGAGUUCUGGCCGUUAGUCGCGGACAGCACGAUCAUUGUACAACAUGUCUGCUCUGUGAUCAUCUUUGUGUGUUGCUUUACCGGCAUCUUUCAGGAACGUAUUAGCCCGCAGACAAUUGUUAGCUGGGCGACCAUUGGCACUGUCGCUGGGUGGGUCAUGUGGGACUUUUGGCAGAGCCAGGAGCAAAAGGAGCGAGCUACCCUUGCCAAGCUGGUGCAGGAAGAUGGCACGGGAGGAGAGGAUGCUGCACAACGGUCUUCCUCCAGCGCUUCAGACUCCGCACCUAGAGCCUCCUCAGUUGCCGCGGAAUUUGGAAUGCAAUUAACAGAAUCUUCGAUAUCACUGCGAGCGGACCAGGGUCAAGAUACAUUCCAAUCGCAGAAGUCGGGGCUGACUGCCUCUGCGUCGAAGACUAGCCUACCGCCAGUGUCUGCCAUUCCGGGCGUCGACCAAAGCGUCCUUCCACCAACUGUUGCAUCACCACCACCGGCUUACGUUCCGCCGUACCAAGGCAAGCCUUCGGUAUUCUCUCUGCGAGUGCAAGAGCGGUUGCUUACAGCGAAGUCCGCUGUACUAAUCUAUUGCAGCCUUCUCGGACUGUCACCCAUCUUAAAGUCGCUUACCAAGUCCACGUCUAGUGACAGUAUAUGGGCAUUGAGCAGCUGGCUGAUGAUCCUCAACGUCUUUACCUUUGAUUACAGUGCCGGUCCGGAAGCCACAUUUCCUGCGUCGCUCUCCACUAAUGCCGCGCUCAUGGCGAGUACAGUGCUCGCUUCUCGUCUACCAUCUACGACUCACGUAUUCAGCCUCACGCUCUUCUCCAUCGAAGUAUUUGGGCUCUUUCCGGUUUUCCGGAGGCAUCUGCGGCAUCAUAGCUGGAAUGGGCACCUCGGUCUGACCUUCUUCCUGGUCGCCGUGGCGGGUGCCGGACUAUCAAUGAUCAUCAGUAGAGGAGGUUGGGGCUUCGGCAUACUUGGCAUGGUGCUUGGCGGUCUUGCUACGUGCCUUAGUAUGGGGAUGACGAGCUGGUGGCUGAUCGGGCUUCAGCGGUACAAGAACGAAAUACGUGGACCUUGGGAUCCUGCACGGCCAGUGAUCAGGCGUGGGUGGGACUAAUGUACGUGAUGAUCUUCAUUUGAGCUGUGAAGAUCGAACCUAUAGCUCAUUAAUAAGCCAUACUAAACCUGUCGUGUACUCAGACCGUAUACCAUUGGAUUAUGAAAUGACUAGGCUGUGG
Molecule: messenger RNA, 1651 nt
Organism: Baudoinia panamericana UAMH 10762
Lineage: Eukaryota; Fungi; Ascomycota; Dothideomycetes; Mycosphaerellales; Teratosphaeriaceae
Exons: 1
Coding region: 34-1530 (498 amino acids)
Biological process (GO): GPI anchor biosynthetic process
Cellular component (GO): membrane; glycosylphosphatidylinositol-N-acetylglucosaminyltransferase (GPI-GnT) complex
Source: RefSeq, a predicted model, not a curated record